Molecule: messenger RNA, 312 nt
Organism: Punctularia strigosozonata HHB-11173 SS5
Lineage: Eukaryota; Fungi; Basidiomycota; Agaricomycetes; Corticiales; Punctulariaceae
Exons: 2
Coding region: 1-312 (103 amino acids)
Source: RefSeq, a predicted model, not a curated record
AUGAACGCGAUUGACGCCGAUGAUGGGCGCGCAGAAGCGGAGCACAAAGCGCAGCCGGAGAGUGCCGACAAUGAGAACGCGACGCCAGAGGAAGCGGACAACGAUGAUACAUAUUACUUGGAGGCCUACGAGGCACAUCAAGGAGAUACAUUAGAUAACGACUACUCUACGGAUGGAGGGGAAGUCGUUUUCAUGAACGAACUUCUUUGCCGUUCGCAUACGCGCCGAAUCCCCGAAAAGGAAGGCACCCAGAACCGCCAAGCGAAGCGCGGGAUGCUAUACGCUCAGCGCUACAUCGGGACAGCGAUCUAA